Molecule: messenger RNA, 1920 nt
Organism: Oppia nitens
Lineage: Eukaryota; Metazoa; Arthropoda; Arachnida; Sarcoptiformes; Oppiidae
Exons: 6
Coding region: 268-1587 (439 amino acids)
Source: RefSeq, a predicted model, not a curated record
UAGGUAGCAGUCGGUGCAGUUGUUUCUCUUAUAUCAUAUGAAUUGUAUGAUUAUUAUGUGUGUCUGUAUUAUAUGUAUAUAUGAAUGACAGCCCCAACAGUGUUGCUAACAGUGAUCGCUAAAAAAGCAAAACGCAUUUCUCUACAAAAAUCUAUCCAACAAUUUGUUUCAAAUUUCCCGAUCACUAGUAGUGAUCACUACUACCUAUUAUUAUAAUAGUUGUUGUGUUUGACAGUAUAAUUAGUUUUUUAUUUUAUUUAAAAAACUAUGUUUUACUUAUUAUUCUCGCUGUUAUUUUUCAUAUUUGUAUUGACUCCAACGGGUGCACAAUAUUCAAGUCAAAGCUAUUGUGAUCACAAUAGGCUUCAGCGCUGCCAACGGGACAUCACUCAGAAUGUUCAGGACAUUUCCAAUGCACAGUCGGGUAGCGGCUAUAGUGGUCAGUCUAGUGGCUACCAGAGCUCAAAUAAUGACAUACAUUUAAAAUGCAGUGAAAUCCGUCGAAAUUUGGAUUGUCUAUUGAGAGAUACCGCGCCCUGUAUUACGAACACAACUCAUCAAAGUUAUGGCACUUCCGGUAGUAGUUAUGUUAACAAUAUGAACACUGACCGUAACAGUGCCGGUGACUUUAUAAGACGGGCUAAACAAACGUUAGAAAGAUAUUGUGAACAGGGAGGUGGAGGAUGGAGAACUGCCGCUUGUUUUAUGAGACAAGAGGUCAGAGACUGUGAAAAUCGUUACGGUUUCCAAUCAAAUCCGCCCCCAGUGUCCACUUCUUCGUGUCGUAAUUUCGAAGAUCUUCGAGAUUGUGUCCGACGAUACGUUAGUCAGUCGUGUUCACAGGAUCUGCAAUUAAUGGCCACUUACCUGAUCGAUAAGGGACAGGAUCUUAGUUGGUCGUGCGUUGCCGGACAACAAGACUAUGACAGCAAUCGUAGAUAUGACACAAACAACGAUCACAACCGCUAUGAUCAGGGACGCAAUGGAUAUGACAACAAUCGGGACAGAUAUGGAGGAAGCAGUAGUUAUGGUAAUCAAUAUGAUAGAGAUAGAUACGGAGGAAGCAGUAGUUAUGGCAAUCAGUACGAUAGAGACAGAUAUGGUGGAAGUGCUGGAAGCAAUCAAUAUGAUAGAGAUAGGAUUGAUAGAGAAAGGUAUGACAGGGAUCGGUUAGGCGGCGGCUCAUCCGGAAGUAUUGAUCGGUUCGGUGGCGGUUAUUAUCCAACAACUGAUUCAUGUUUAGAGAGAUCCCAAUAUUUUGUGAGGAGUUGUGAGGACACACUCGUCCAGAGACAGAGAGACGCCAGAGAAGGCAGAAGUAGUACUGAUGUCGGCAGAAGAAUCUGUUGUGCCCUAUUUUUCUAUCGCGAUUGCAUUAGUCGUGUAGUUGUUGACCGAUGUCGGGAUCCGUCGCCCACUGUUGUAGACGUUCUGAUGGGUUCACGAAAAUCAGAUCUCACUGUCCGUUGUCGUGAAUAUUCACGGGACCAGUGCUCGCACUCACAGACAAUCAAAUCAUCUUUCAUUGCAAUUAUUAUUACAACAAUUUUUAUUGCAUUCAAAGCUAUCAAAUCAAAUCAAUUUUAGAUGUAAUUUAUUAUUCAAUUUUAAUCCAUAAAAUCUCAGCACAAAUAUGCCACAAAUUUUUGCCAUUGAAAAAAAUCGAUUCAUUUAUAUAUAUAAAUAUAGAUUUGAUUCAAUUAAAUGUUUGGAUCAAAUAUUUCAAAAGAUCUGCCUUUUAUUAGUGUCUUAUGAAUGAGUAUUUUAAACAACAAUAUAUAUCUCAAUUUCAACACAAUUUUUAGCUAAAUUUUUAAAAAUUACAAAUUGCCAAUCACUUCAUAAAUAUAAUAUAGGAUUAUAUUUAAAGAUAAUUUUUAAGAUGCAAUAUAUCUACAAUGCAAUAUAUCGUAUAUCAUA